Molecule: messenger RNA, 981 nt
Organism: Cladophialophora bantiana CBS 173.52
Lineage: Eukaryota; Fungi; Ascomycota; Eurotiomycetes; Chaetothyriales; Herpotrichiellaceae
Exons: 1
Coding region: 1-981 (326 amino acids)
Source: RefSeq, a predicted model, not a curated record
AUGCCUACAAGACGAGAAAUGAAUCGUGUCCGCGUAGUCCUUGACUGGGACGGCACACUCACCGAGCGUGACACGCUGCACAAUGUCGCCGCGAUCGGCUAUAGGCGCAAUCGGCAUCGUGAUCUGGUGCCAUGGGACCAAAUAGUCCAGGCUUACCUGUCGGACUACGCUGAGCACGAGGCCGCGUAUCGCCCGGUGAAGAAGGACCGCGGGGAGAUUACCCAGGAGAGCGCGUGGCUGGCGAGUUUGAGAGAAGUCGAAAUGCGAAGUGUAACCAGGGUGCGAGACGCGGGGAUCUUCGCGGAUGUCACUGAACAAGAUAUCCGCGUGGGAGCAGAGGAUUCGGUACGGCGGAAUGAGAUCCAACUCCGAGAUGGGUGGGAUGAAGUUCUCUCACUCGCGCAUCACCAUCCAGGGGAUGAAGUUGGAGAUCACCAUUCGUCUCUCGUUUCCAUCAUCAGCGUGAAUUGGAGCGCCGCCUUCAUAAGAGCAUGUCUAUCUGCAGCUCUUGGGGACGUUCCAUCGGCCAUGAAAAGCGCAGCAGACUCCCUCCCGAUUCUCUCCAACCGCCUCCCGUGCGAAACACCGGGCGACGUCUCAGAGCCCGUUAGCAUCCGAACCAGCGCCGAUAAACUCGCCGCGUUCCAAAACCUGCGAGGUAAAGAAGACGAAGAAGAUGGUCCUGUUUUCUACGUGGGCGACUCGGCGACAGACUUUGAUUGCCUCCUGGCUGCUGAUGUGGGCAUCUGUGUGCGUGAUGAGCCGAUGGGCAGCGGGCAGGCCGCGUUGAAGGAGAGUCUGGAGCGGGUGGGCGUUGAGGUGCUGAAGCUUGAUCUACACACAUCGACUAGGGAUCUAAAGGGAGUCGCUGGUCGAGGCGGGGGCCAAUGGGUAAAAAGCAGUAAGCGCGUCGUCUGGUGGGUGUCGAACUUGAGAGAAGUAGCGAGCUUCGCCGAGAAGUUACACAACGAUCUAGAUUGA